Messenger RNA from Saccostrea cuccullata (small rock oyster), 5484 nucleotides. Its product is annotated as pyruvate carboxylase, mitochondrial-like. Gene Ontology annotation, cellular component: cytoplasm. The record is from RefSeq and is a predicted model, not a curated record. The transcript has 21 exons. Gene Ontology annotation, biological process: gluconeogenesis; pyruvate metabolic process. Lineage: Eukaryota; Metazoa; Mollusca; Bivalvia; Ostreida; Ostreidae. Gene Ontology annotation, molecular function: metal ion binding; pyruvate carboxylase activity; ATP binding. Bases 66 to 3680 code for a protein of 1204 amino acids.
UUUUAUAUUCCUUUUCAUUCAGAUUAUCCAGACCAACUUUAAGUUAGGAGGACCACAAUAAUAAGAUGUUCCGGUUGCAAGCUCGACUGUCCUCCCUGUGCCAGUCUGCCAGAACUCAGCUACCGGACGCUGCCAGGGGAAACAGUCUCUAUGGCUUCAAACUACCCCCGGGGAUUGCCUGUAGCUCUACCCAGGCUCAGUCCCAAACUAAACCCGACGAAAAAAUCCGAAAACUUAUGGUGGCCAACAGAGGUGAAAUUGCCAUAAGGGUGUUCAGAGCUUGUACAGAAAUGAAUAUAACUACUGUGGCAAUCUACUCUGAGCAAGACAUGAUGCACAUGCAUCGUCAGAAGGCAGAUGAAUCAUACCUCAUCGGGAAAGGCCUACCCCCAGUAGCCGCAUACCUGAAUAUUCCAGAAAUCAUCCAUGUUGCAAAGGAAAAUGGAGUAGAUGCCAUACACCCAGGGUAUGGGUUUCUCUCUGAGAGAGAUGACUUUGCACAGCAGGUGAUAGAUGCAGGGAUAAAAUUCAUUGGUCCGUCUCCUGAGGUUGUGAGAAAAAUGGGAGAUAAAGUGGAGGCCAGGCAAGCAGCCAUUGCAGCAGGUGUACAGGUUGUGCCGGGUACUGAUGGCCCAGUCAGCAGUAUAGAGGAGGCCAGGUACUUCUGUGAGCAGUAUGGACUGCCGGUCAUAUUUAAAGCAGCGUACGGUGGAGGAGGAAGAGGCAUGAGGAUCGUUAGGUCUAUGGAGGAGGUAGAUGAGAAUUUCAGAAGAGCGACAUCCGAGGCAGAGGCAGCGUUUGGUAAUGGUGCCCUCUUCCUGGAGAAGUUCAUUGAGAGACCUAGACACAUAGAAGUACAGAUUCUAGGUGAUAGAGGAGGAAAUGUGGUGCAUCUUUAUGAAAGGGACUGCUCUGUACAGAGGCGCCACCAAAAAGUGGUGGAGAUAGCCCCCGCCCCCAAACUGCCACGUGACAUUAGGGACAAAAUGACUGCAGAUGCGGUCAAACUAGCCCAGUGUGUGGGCUAUGAAAAUGCAGGAACUGUGGAAUUUCUCCUGGACCCCUCAGGACAAUACUACUUCAUUGAGGUUAAUGCUCGACUACAAGUGGAACACACCGUCACAGAGGAGGUUACUGGGAUAGAUUUGGUACAGAGUCAGAUUAAGAUAGCAGAGGGGAGGCUGUUACCAGAGAUGGGACUCAGUCAGGAGGAUAUAGAACUACAUGGCUGUGCCAUCCAGUGUAGAAUGACCACUGAGGACCCUGCCCGAGGUUUUCAACCCGACACUGGCCGAAUAGAGGUGUUCAGGAGUGGGGAAGGUAUGGGAAUCAGACUGGACAGUGCUCUAGGAUUUGCAGGGGCCAUCAUCUCACCUUACUAUGAUUCUUUGCUGGUCAAGGUCAUUGCUAAGGCCAGAGAUCACCCAUCUGCUGCUGCCAAGAUGUUGAGGACACUCAAGGAGUUCAGAAUCAGAGGGGUCAAGACCAACAUCCCUUUUCUGUUGAAUGUCCUCCAACACGAGCAGUUCCUGUCGGGAGUGGUGGACACAUACUUCAUCGACGAGAACCCCCAGCUGUUUAAAUUCUACCCCACCCAGAACCGGGCCCAGAAGCUGCUCUAUUACCUGGCCCAGGUGAUGGUCAAUGGCCCCCAGACCCCCCUGGCCACUGACCUUCAACCCUCAGAGGUCGUACCAACUGUUCCACAGUUACCCUAUGAGGAAAAUCAAUCUAGGGCCCCCGCUCCACCCAAGGGCUGGAGGGACGUCCUGGUGAAGGAGGGACCAGAGGCUUUUGCCAAGAAAGUCCGAGAGCACAAAGGAUUGCUUCUGAUGGAUACCACCUUCAGGGAUGCCCACCAGUCGCUCCUAGCAACCAGGGUCAGGACCUUUGACCUGAAGAGAAUCUCACCUUUUGUAUCUCAGAGGUUUAAUAAUCUCUACAGUUUAGAAAACUGGGGAGGUGCAACUUUUGAUGUGGCCAUGCGCUUCCUACAUGAGUGCCCCUGGGAAAGGCUUGAGGAACUCAGAAAACUGAUCCCCAAUGUCCCAUUCCAGAUGUUACUAAGGGGAGCUAAUGCUGUGGGUUACACUAAUUACCCAGACAAUGUUGUCUACAAGUUUUGUGACAUGGCUGUUAAGAGUGGUAUGGAUAUUUUCCGUAUAUUUGAUUCCUUGAACUACCUCCCAAACAUCAUUGUAGGCAUGGAUGCAGUUGGGAAAGCAGGUGGUGUGAUUGAAGCAGCAAUCUCGUACACUGGUGAUGUGUCUGAUCCCACUAAAUCCAAAUACAAUCUAGAUUAUUAUGUGGAUUUGUCCACAGAGCUGGUGAAAGCUGGCACCCAUAUACUCAGUAUUAAGGACAUGGCAGGUGUGCUGAAACCCAAGGCAGCUAAGAUGUUAGUGGGUACCCUGAGAGACAAAUUCCCCGACAUCCCCAUCCAUGUUCACACUCAUGACACCGCCUGUGCUGGAGUGGCGUCCAUGUUGGCUGCUGCGGAGGCAGGGGCAGAUGUGGUAGACGUGGCAGUGGAUUCCAUGUCUGGUCUGACCUCACAGCCCAGUAUGGGGGCAGUGGUGGCAGCAUUAGAGGGAACAGACCUACAAACAGGCAUCCAUCUGUCUGAUGUGUCCGACUACUCGGCUUACUGGGAACAGACCAGGAAUCUCUAUGCUCCUUUUGAAUGCUGCAAGACGCUGAAAAGUGGAAACUCAGAUGUCUAUGUCAAUGAAAUUCCAGGUGGUCAGUACACAAACUUACAGUUCCAGGCCUUCAGCCUCGGUCUGGCUGACCAGUUUGAGGAAGUGAAGAAAAUGUACGCCGAAGCCAAUCAGCUGCUGGGGAAUAUUCCCAAGGUGACCCCUUCCUCUAAAGUGGUGGGUGAUAUGGCUCAGUUCAUGGUACAGAACAAACUGACCAAGGAGAUGGUGGAGGACCGAGCGGAGGAGUUAUCUUUCCCUGCCUCCGUCAUCGAGUACUUCCAGGGAUAUCUGGGGGUCCCACCAGGAGGCUAUCCUGAACCACUCAGAACCAAGAUCCUGAAGGGAAAGCCUGGUAUUCAGGGUCGUCCAGGGGAAGCUCUCCCUCCCGUUGACUUUGAUAAGUUGAGAGAGGAGCUGAAAGAGAAGCACGGGCAUGAUGUAAAGGAGCACGAUGUCAUCAGUGCUGCCCUCUAUCCCAAGGUCACCGACGAUUUCCUGGAGUUCCGUGAUAAAUACGGCCCUGUGGAUACCCUCGGAACAAGGAUAUUCUUUGUAGGACCCAAAGUUGCUCAAGAAAUGGAGGUACAAAUAGAGAGAGGAAAGACACUGUCCAUUAAAACCUUAGCUUGUGGAGACCUGAAUAAGAACGGGGAGAGGGAGAUGUUCUUUGAAUUGAAUGGACAGCUGAGAUCAGUCAAGGUCAAAGAUGAAGAGGCAGCCAAGGAGCUGCAUUUCCACCCCAAGGCUCUGAAGGGGGUGAGGGGAUCAGUAGGGGCCCCUAUGCCAGGAGAAGUUGUGGACAUUAAGGUCAAAGAGGGUGACAAGGUCGAGAAAGGUCAACCCGUCUUAGUGCUCAGCGCCAUGAAGAUGGAAAUGGUUGUCACGGCACCUGCUUCAGGGACGGUGAAGUCGAUCGCUGUGGAGAAGAAGAUGAAGUUGGAGGGUGAUGAUUUAUUGAUGGACAUUGAAUGCGACUGAGUGAGAAAGAUGAUAUCUUCCAAAGAUGGCAGGCCACCUUAAGAGAGUUUUUGGGAAUGCUUAAGUUAAAUGCAGUUUAGAAUGUGAAAACGUUCUUGUUGUUGAUGAUUAGAAAUGAGAUUAAAUUUUUUUUCGAAAAAUUGUGGGGAAAAUGAUUUAUACAUAUGCAUUACUGGUGUGAAAUGGUGAUACAUGUAUAUAUAUUAGAUUUUAAAAGUAUGGAAACAUAUCCUAAAGAAAUAAAUAUCUUUACUGUGAAGUCUUUUCUAGAGGUUUUAAUGUUUAUAUGCAGGAAAGUGCUAAAUGACUAGGUUCAAUUAUUGUCUUAUCUGAUUUUUCUCCAUAUAUAGCAAAGUGCUAAAUGAUGCUAGGUUCAAUCAUUGUCUUAUCUGCUAGUUCUACUUAUAUAACCUAGUAUUCUUUUGUUUGACUUAAACUAUUUUUCUAUUUUUUUUUCAUAUUUUGUAUAGAAAAAGUGUCAAGAUCUUUUCUUUGAUAGGUAUUUUAUAUUUUGAAUAUAUAAAAGGCAUGAAAAUGAAAUCUUGUACAUUUACAUUUAUACUGAAUAUAUAUAUUUACAUAUAUGUGCUGCAUGGUAAAAUUUAUAGGUAAAUGAUUAUUAUUUGCAAAAUUGAUGCUUUCUAGUGCACAGAAGUAUAAUAUACAGGUUGGGUUUGAUGUUAUGAGUAGUACAUGUAAUUAAUAAAGCCCUAGCCAAUUUGGAAGAGAUAUUUUUUUUAUUUGGAAAGUAGACAUUUAUCAUUUGGGUCUUAACAGACAUUUUGUGAAAAAUGAUUUAAGUACUAAGUAUGUUUUAUUUCUUAAUCUUUGCAAUGUAUAAACUAAAAAGUUAUAUUUUUUUCCAAUCAUUUUUUUUUUUUACUUCUUUGAGCAUAAUAAUGUAAUCAAUGUUUUAGUGCUUAUUUGAUUAUUUCUCUUAUGUAAACAUGAUGAUGGAAAUUUAGGACUUAGCAUAAUUUAUUGUACAUGUAUGUGUAUAGAUGCAUAAUUUUAUGUGUUCUUCAUUAUACUUAAAAGGCUUCUGUGUUGGUAACAAUUAAAUGAAAAUUUGUUGAAUCUUUUUAAUUAUUGUUUUAUAGUUAAUGCCAAACAGGGCAUUCAAGAUUAUCAAAGUAUCUAUUAAAAGAGUACACAAAAAGCAUACAUACAGCAUUUUUACCAGUAAACCAAUGUUGCUGACAUUCCAAGUUAAUUUUAUCAUAAUAAAUUUUGAAAAGUAUUUCUGAUUACACAAAGCUAGGUCCAUCUAAACAACGGGCUUUAUUUUGAUGGAAUGACGUUUGAAGAAGAUCAAUCAUAUUUUGAUUAAAGUGAAUUAAUUUUUUGAGAGGACAAUGUUGAAGUUGAUAAAAUUUUAUGUGGAUUUUUUUUCUGUAUUAAAAGCGUUUUUAUAUAGCAUGUUCAGGAUAGGGCAUAUGGAAAUGAAAUGUGUACUGUAAUGAAAAAAUUAAAUUAUAAUAAUUUUAAAUCAAAGAUCUCAUGUGAGCUAGGAAGUGUUUAUUUCACUUCAAAAAGUUUAUAAUCAGUAGAUAUAUAUAUUUUUUGCAUGUAUAUUGAAUUUGUAUGCAAGAUUUUGUUGAGCAAACAGUUAAUUUAUAGGUGUUUAAUUAACAUGGGCAUUAUUAAGGGGAAAAAAUAGUGAAUUUUUUGUAAGGCUUUUGUUUAGAUGCUUUCAUUUUUAAAAUAUUUAAUGUGGGUAGUUGAUUAUAAAAAUUAAGAAACCUCAUUUCUCCAUUGCAAGUGUUGAAGUAGAACUUCAAUAAAAUCUUCUUUAUUAUGUUGA